GGAGCUGCUUCAGCACUCUUUGGAAACCACAAGAAAACUCUUCAGAAUCAUUCACAAAGGCACUCCUCAGCCAGCCCCAGUGCUCCCAGAGCUACGCAAGUCUUUGCUAGAAAGCCCCCACGUGGACCACCGUCAUGGCCGAAAACAACACAGCUCUUUAUGGUGUCACAGCUGCCUGGAACUCUGGGGUGAGCCAGUCUGCUCACAACACGACAGACAACUCCUCCUGCACCUGGCCACAGGAAUGGGAAUGGCUGCUUGAUAUCCAGCCAGUGUUCCUCUGGUUUCUUGCCACCGUGGGAGUUGUGGAGAACAUCUUUGUCCUCAGUGUCUUUUGCUUCCAUAAGAGCCGCUGCACGGUGGCCGAAGUUUACCUGGCAAACUUAGCAGCCGCUGACCUCCUCCUCCUCUGUGGUUUGCCUUUCUGGGCGAUCACGAUAAGCAAUAACUUCCAUUGGGUGUUUGGGCUCCCCCUCUGCAAAGCCAUCAAUGCCAUCGUUUACAUGAACUUGUAUUCCAGCAUUUACUUUCUGGUGAUGGUGAGCAUUGAUCGCUACCUGGCCUUGGUGAAAACGAUGUCUCUGGGACGCCUGCGCCGGCCUUCUUGUGCAAAGUGGAACUGCCUUGCCAUUUGGGUCUCUGCACUGUUCUUGAGCUCUCCUACUCUCCUCUUUCGAUCGUUUGAUAAUGACGAAGGAAACAAUAUCACCGCCUGCAUUCUGCAGUAUCCGUCAGUUGUGCAAUGGACAGUGAUCACAAACACUUUGCUGAACACAGUGGGCUUUUUGAUGCCUCUCUGCGUCAUAACCUACUGCACAGCGCAAAUCAUCCAUACUUUACAAAACAGCACAUUUCAAAAGAUCAGAGCUAUGCAGACAGAGAAAAAAGCCACCGCCUUGGUUCUCUCCGUCCUUCUUCUCUUCGUUGUCUGCUGGCUUCCUUUCCAGAUCACCACGUUCUUGGAAACGCUGUUUCGCACCGGGGUUAUUCAUGGUUGUGAGACUGAACAAGCCAUUGAUGUGGCUACCCAGAUUGCCACCUAUUGCAGCUUCAGCAACAGCUGCCUUAACCCAAUUGUGUUUGUCCUGGUAGGCAAACACUUCCGAAGGAAAUCCAAGGAGGUCUACUGUUGGAUGCUCCGCAGAAGACCUAGCGCAGCACCAUCCAUCCAGAUAGUGACAACCCUGGAAACUCUCCGGACAUCCUUUUCAGUCGAAAACCACCGGAAAAAGUCCGCCGUUAAUUUGCGAUAGCGCCACUUGCUUGUUACCAUAAGGAAAAAGCUUACAUAAAGUGUUGAAUGUAGCAGGCUUAAGCAGAGGGUUUGAUAUGGUGCCCAUAUUUUGAACCAGGUGGAUUAAUUCAUUGCUGAUGAAACUUUGGAGAAAACAGAUAUCAGCUGUAAAGUUUGCAUUGACCACCUGCUCCAGUGAGAGCCAGUGUGGUGUAGUGGUUAAGAGUGGUGUAGUGGUUAAGAGCGGUAGACUCGUAAUCUGGGGAACCGGGUUCGCAUCUCUGCUCCUCCACAUGCAGCUGCUGGGUGACCUUGGACUAGUCACACUUCUCUGAAGUCUCUCAGCCCCACUCACCUCACAGAGUGUUUGUUGUGGGGGAGGAAGGGAAAGGAGAAUGUUAGCCGCUUUGAGACUCCUUAGGGUA
Zootoca vivipara (common lizard) is the source of this 1659-nucleotide messenger RNA. It is a transcript of the gene BDKRB2, whose product is annotated as bradykinin receptor B2. Gene Ontology annotation, cellular component: external side of plasma membrane; membrane. Lineage: Eukaryota; Metazoa; Chordata; Lepidosauria; Squamata; Lacertidae. Gene Ontology annotation, biological process: immune response; positive regulation of cytosolic calcium ion concentration; cell chemotaxis. Gene Ontology annotation, molecular function: C-C chemokine receptor activity; C-C chemokine binding; bradykinin receptor activity. The record is from RefSeq and is a predicted model, not a curated record.